Messenger RNA from Drosophila willistoni, 1587 nucleotides. RefSeq names its product stomatin-like protein 3. Bases 79 to 1566 code for a protein of 495 amino acids. Gene Ontology annotation, cellular component: plasma membrane. The record is from RefSeq and is a predicted model, not a curated record. NCBI's taxonomy places the organism in Eukaryota, Metazoa, Arthropoda, Insecta, Diptera, Drosophilidae. The transcript is spliced from 5 exons.
GUUCAUAUAUCAUUUUCUCUGCAAAUGUUUUCAAAAAUCAUUUCUAUAAAUUGAAGAUUCUCUUUAAAAUUUCAAGUUAUGAGAAGAGAAAAAGACAAAGAUUCUAAGCCGAUGAAGGCGACAGAAAGCGGUCAACCACCUCUAGAUAUGUCCCCUAAGCUGGAGGGACCGCCAAAUUCAGAUGCUAAGCGCGCAUCAUCGGCGAGAGGGAUUCCUCUACUUCAUUGCCUUCGAAAACCCAAAAGUAUUAGUAAAACCACUGAAGACGAAGAGAACACGAUUUUUGAGAAAAUUCUGUACUUUGGUUCCAUUACCCUGGCCAUAAUAUUCUUUCCCAUUGCUUUUUUCUUGUGUAUUGCGGUAGUGAAGGAACACGACCGAUUGGUAGUCUUUCGUCUGGGACGAGUCAGAAAGGGUAUACGAGGUCCUGGUAUUUCCUGGGUUCUUCCCUGCAUCGACACUUGGAUGACUGUGGAUAUGCGAACCAUUUGCGAAGUGGUGUCAUCUCAGGAUAUCCUUACCAAGGAUUCGGUGACGAUUCGCGUGGAUGCCGUGCUCUACUACUGCAUCUACAGUCCGAUGGAUGCCGUCAUCCAAGUGGCCAAUGUGUAUGAGGCCACCAUGAUGAUAGCCCAAACGACUCUUAGGAAUAUAGUGGGAUCGAAAUCUCUGAUUCAAUUGCUCAUCUCUAGGGAAGCUCUGUCGCGAGAGAUUCGCUAUGCAGUGGAUGGCAUAACUGAGAGAUGGGGUGUGAGAGUGGAAAGGGUUGAAUUAAAGGAUAUUCGUCUGCCAGAAAGCUUGCAGAGAUCCUUGGCCAGCGAGGCUGAGGCUCAUAGAGAAGCUCGAGCCAAAAUAAUAUCGGCUGAGGGUGAACUAAAGGCGUCGCAGGCUCUUAAGGAUGCCUCUGAUGUCAUGGCUGAGAAUAAAAUUACAUUGCAGUUGAGGCAUUUGCAAAUUCUAACAUCGAUCGCCUCAGAGCGCCAGUGCCAUAUAAUCUAUCCGGUCCCAAUGGACAUAAUGACACCAUUCGAAGUAAAAUCGAUCGGCAAGUCGAAGAAGCCAGAUGACGGCAAUGACAGUGGCAUUGACGAUAGGCCAAUAACAUUUACAAGCUGCUUUUCUAUCCCAAAUCCACAGCGGAGGAUUAGCUUUAAGCUCGAAGUUCCAGAUGCCGAUACUUCUGAGACGAACGAUGAUAUCGACAGUAAAACUGAUCCUGACCCACCUAAAAAUGCAAACACAUCUUUGGAAUCUGAAAGUGCGAGUAACACCAGUCGUCAGCCAACGCCAAGACGAUCCCGAAGAAACAGAACCUUUAUAGAUCCAAUGCCGCUGAAUCCAGAACGCUCGGAGAUUGGAAGUCGUUUGCAGGUCGUAAGAUCUAACGAUUCCCAUUCGAGCAAUUCGAAUGACAAUCCGCGAGCUGAGAACCCUCCAAGAGAUGAAACUAAGCCGGGUGAUUUUUUUUUUUUUGAUCAAGCCAGCUAUCAAAUAUUAUGCUUUCCAUAUGUAUCAGUAAAAUCGUUUUAUUUGCAAUUUGCAUUUGUGGUUCUUGAUUUACGAUGACGUGCUGUCAAAAUAUGGAAA